AUGGCACUCUCCAAAAGGAACCGCCUCUCAAAGACGGUGCUGUGGUACCUCCUCUUGAUAACUCCCCUUUGCAACAUCACCACCAAGGCGAUAUGUCACGGGUUCGUUUUAAAACGCGCACCUACAUUAGAAGCAUUUCUAUCUCGUAGGAACAGCGCAAAGAAGGGGUUCUCUAAGGACCAUCCGCGAAUGAACAACUUCACCAAGAGGAGCAAUACGGAGAGGAACAAUCACAACCAGAUGUAUGCACAUGGGAAGAAGAAGGGAAAGAACAAAGAGGCGUUACUCCAGAUGGGGGGAAUUAUGAGCAGACAUAAGUUGUCCACGGGGGAUGAUGAUGACGACGAUGAGGAUGAUGAUGAUGAGGCAGACGAGGGGAUGGAAGGAAAAGGCAACUCUAACCCUCGCCCAGGACAACAAAGAAAUACUCAGAAAAACCAAAGAGAAAACAUGGGAAAGGAAACAUGGGGGGGAAAAAACAAAGUAACAGACCUGUACCUGCGUAAUAAUAUCAAAAUAAAGUCUAGCUUGAAGGAGGAGGAGCAACAAAAGCGGCAAGGUGACGGUGUUCAUGCAGACAGAGACACGGAAGAGGAACUCCUGUCCAAUGAGGAAGACCUCACGGAAGAUGCCUCUUCAAUGGAAAACACCUCCCUCGAUGAUGAGGACGAACAAGACGACGAAGAGCCUGUCACAGAAGAAGACCUAGAUACCCUAAACAAAACAUGCGCAGAAAAAAUGGAAAGCGUUUACAACUAUAUCAAGAAGGAAUCCUACAGAUUUAAUCUAAGUAGCAUAUCCAACACCAUGUUUGAAAACGAAAAAAUUAAAAUAAAUGAUCAAAUUCUUAUAAUUAAGCACAUAAGUCAUAUUAAGAAGAAGGAAAAUCUAUUUAUGAUAACUCCCUUUGACCCUUACUAUGUUAACUUCAUAUACAACCACUUCGUCAAGGAGUACAAAGAACUUAAGUUCUACGUGAAAGACAGAUCGGUCUAUGCAGUUGUCCCUCCUCUAUCGGAAAACUUAAAAAACGAAAUACGAAUAAAAAUAAAGGAAAAAAUUGAGGACUCCAAGGCGACCUUGCGAAAUGUAAGGAAACAAAUGUUAACAAAACUGGACAAGAUGCGAGGGCGAAUUGGGAAGGAUAUUUACUUUAUGCAAAGAAAUCAUAUACAGAGUCUACAUGACCAGACGCGCAAGCGUAUUGAGGCCAUCCUGAACGAGCUCCGCUGA
This is a messenger RNA of Plasmodium knowlesi strain H, 1233 nucleotides long. RefSeq names its product ribosome-recycling factor, putative. Gene Ontology annotation, molecular function: ribosomal large subunit binding. Lineage: Eukaryota; Apicomplexa; Aconoidasida; Haemosporida; Plasmodiidae. Gene Ontology annotation, biological process: translation. Gene Ontology annotation, cellular component: mitochondrion. The transcript has a single exon. The record is from RefSeq and is a predicted model, not a curated record. Bases 1 to 1233 code for a protein of 410 amino acids.